AUGGUUCUGACGCGUGUAUUCCGUGCCGUCGGUCGUACGACCUUGCUCGAUGCAGCCAGUGGAGGCCAACAACAGGGACAGCAGCUGGUUCGACUGCCGCUGCGUCGCAAGUACACUUAUCGCAGCGGUGCCUUGAAACCGAUGCCCGAAAUCACACCGUUCGGAUUGUUCGGCAUUAUCUGUACGGUCAUACCGGGUCUACUGAUUGGAGCCACCAUCAGCAAGAACAUGGCCAACUUUCUCGAGGAGAAUGAUCUGUUUGUGCCGUCGGACGAUGAUGAUGAUGACGAUUAA
Anopheles marshallii is the source of this 294-nucleotide messenger RNA. It is a transcript of the gene EMRE, whose product is annotated as essential MCU regulator, mitochondrial. The record is from RefSeq and is a predicted model, not a curated record. The transcript has a single exon. Gene Ontology annotation, biological process: mitochondrial calcium ion homeostasis; calcium import into the mitochondrion. Lineage: Eukaryota; Metazoa; Arthropoda; Insecta; Diptera; Culicidae. Gene Ontology annotation, cellular component: uniplex complex; mitochondrial inner membrane. Bases 1 to 294 code for a protein of 97 amino acids.